AUGCUUCUUCUAGACUACCAGAAUGUGCUGAUCCAGUCAGUGCUGACAGAGAGGUUUUCCGGAGCCCCUCCAGUCAACAUUGACCAGACAGUAUCGGAUUUUGAUGGAGUUACAUUCCACAUUUCCACACCAGAAGCCAAGUCUAAGAUUGUCGUCUCUAUAAACAUACGGUGCUACAAAGAGCUCCUACAAUACGGCGCUCAGCAAGUCCUCGAGCGAGAAUAUGGCCCUUAUGUUAUUGCGCCGGAAGCUGGGUAUGACUUUUCUGUACAGGUCAAUCUAGAUGACCUACCGGAAGAUAAAGAAGCCCGAGAUGACUUGAUUCGAAGGGUUUCCUUAUUGAAGCGCAACGCGAUGGCAGCGCCAUUCGAGCACGCAUUUGACGAACAUUACCAGCUAGCGCAGGAAGCAUCGAAAUUUACUUCAGAGGAGGCACCCCAAGGAAUCAGGGAAGGAGGGGCGGUCAAGGGCAUCCACUAUCGCGACGAAGAAGCCAUUUACAUAAAAGCCAGCCAUGACCGAGUCACCGUCAUAUUCAGCACCAUUUUCCGGGAAGAGACUGACAGGGUCUUUGGAAAGGUUUUCAUCCAAGAGUUUGUGGACGCUCGUAGAAGGGCCAUCCAGAAUGCUCCACAGGUCCUGUUUAGAACCGAUCCUCCUUUAGAACUCCAAGGUGUACCUGGGGUAAAAGAUAGCGGCAAAGGAGAAAUCGGUUAUGUGACAUUUGUUCUCUUUCCCCGGCAUUUGACCCGACAGCGACGAGAUGAAGUCAUUUCCCAUAUUCAAACAUUCCGAGACUAUUUCCACUACCAUAUCAAAGCAUCCAAGGCAUAUAUUCACUCACGGAUGCGAAGACGUACCGCGGAUUUCCUGCAAGUCCUACGAAGAGCACGGCCAGAGAACGAAGAAAGGGAGAGAAAGACUGCGAGUGGAAGAACUUUCAAGGUUCAGGGCAGCUAA
Messenger RNA from Glarea lozoyensis ATCC 20868, 960 nucleotides. Its product is annotated as Arp2/3 complex subunit. Gene Ontology annotation, cellular component: actin cytoskeleton; Arp2/3 protein complex. NCBI's taxonomy places the organism in Eukaryota, Fungi, Ascomycota, Leotiomycetes, Helotiales, Helotiaceae. The transcript is spliced from 6 exons. The record is from RefSeq and is a predicted model, not a curated record. Gene Ontology annotation, biological process: actin filament polymerization; Arp2/3 complex-mediated actin nucleation. The coding region runs from base 1 to 960 and encodes 319 amino acids. Gene Ontology annotation, molecular function: structural constituent of cytoskeleton; actin filament binding.